AUUUGCAUUCAAGAAUUUAAUUAAGAAAUUUCUUCUAAAUUUGGUCUAAACAAAGAAAUAAUUUAAUUUACACUUUUAUAACGAAAGUCCCCAGACGAGGGCAUAUUUCACAAAUCGAAAAAUGUCGAGUGUUUGCGCACAAAAUCAAAAGGCCGCUAAUAAGUUCGAAGAUAAUUUUCCCUAUCCAGCUUGCUGGCAAGAUAAUGUGCGCAUGGGAUUCCUUUUAUCGACCUUCAGAGAGCGGACUGUUAAUCCAGAAAGUUUUGAUUCCAAAUUACAAUUCUGGACAAAUCUAAUACGAGAUUAUUGUGAGUAUAAAGGAGAUGCUAAUUUCAAUAAAGAAGAAUUGAAAAUUCGUUUUACAAGAAAUGGCCAUGUGCCUGCUUGUUUGGACACAGUUUUAUCGAAUAUGCUGCAGCUGAAGAUUAUUUGUGCCAGUGAAGAUUACAAAUUAAAUAUAAAUUCCAACUGGACUGAAUGGGCUCUUCACAAUUUUAUAAAGGGGCCAUUUCUAUGGGUUUACGGAACAUUAAAAUUUUGGCUCAACCCUAAUGAAAUGACUGCCGAUACGCAUCGAAUCGAAUACGUCCAUAUGGAUGUCUUAAGGAAAUUUUGUAUGCAAGUGUAUGAGCUAUUGCAAAAAUCUCCAUUCAAAGGAACAGUACAACCUUAUGAAGUAUUUAUUGAAGAAGUGUUAAGGGUAAUGACCAUUUCCGAAAAUUGUAUUAAAAUGUGCGCUCAAACGUUGCACUAUGAGCGUAAAAUUGACUUGUUAUAUAAAUUGGGGGACAGUGAAAAUCGUAUACAACUGAUUAAAGUACCUAUGGAAAAUGAACCCGUUACCGGAAUAAACGAAAACGAUAUAGUUAUACAUAAGAUGAAAGCUGUACGAAUGACCUUAAUGGAGCAACUACGAGAUAUUGAAGUAAAAAUUGAAGAGAUCAAAUCGAGCAUUCGUAAAUAUCUUAAGGAAAACAAUCGACGAAUGGCAAAACCUUUACUUCAAAAGAAACAUUUGCUGGAAAAUACCCACAAAAAGCAGAGCCUCGCUUUACAGAAUAUUGAGACGCUUUUACUAAGUGUUGAAGAAGCAAAGCAUAACGGCAUCAUCCUAGAUGCUUAUAAAAGCGGAUCGAAGGCUUUGCAAAAUAUUUUUGAUACUUCAAAUUUGAAUAAUGACACCGUAACAGAUAUUGUUGCUGAUGUCAAUGAAACAAUUGAAACACAUAAAGAAAUCGGGGAUAUACUUGCUGAUACGAAUCUCAAUGUGUCCGAUUCAUAUGAUGACAAUGAUUUGGAACGUGAACUUGCUCAAAUCACCGGCGAGAAUGUUGAAACUGAAACAAAAAUUGAUAAAACAAUCGCAUAUGAAAAAUCGGUGCUAACAGAUGACCAGCUUAUAAAUAUGUUAGAAGAAUUAGAAGUGGAACAAAAAAGUCCCGGAGAAACAGAAAGAUCACAACAGCUAAAAAAACCAUCUAGGAAGCCGAAAGGUGAUAAAAUUCCAAUAUUGCUGCAUGCAUUUGCAUUGAUAAGCAUUGAUAAUGAUGUGUGUGUGUUUACGAAAACAGAAAAAAGUCUUCCUAUUUGUAUUUCAAGGAACAAUAGACUUUGACACAAUAAUGCAAAGUUAUCCAUCCAUCCAUCGUGUUUAGCAUGCGGUCUGUGUGCAGUAUGAAGUAUUGCAAAUACCGUAUGAAUAAAAG
Messenger RNA from Glossina fuscipes, 1706 nucleotides. RefSeq names its product charged multivesicular body protein 7-like. Bases 122 to 1615 code for a protein of 497 amino acids. Lineage: Eukaryota; Metazoa; Arthropoda; Insecta; Diptera; Glossinidae. Gene Ontology annotation, cellular component: multivesicular body; ESCRT III complex. Gene Ontology annotation, biological process: vesicle budding from membrane; late endosome to vacuole transport via multivesicular body sorting pathway. The record is from RefSeq and is a predicted model, not a curated record. The transcript has 2 exons.